This is a messenger RNA of Miscanthus lutarioriparius, 1122 nucleotides long. Lineage: Eukaryota; Viridiplantae; Streptophyta; Magnoliopsida; Poales; Poaceae. The record is from the annotation of a GenBank genome assembly.
AUGGGAACGUCAGGCGAGAAGGAGUCCAUGGACCGGGCAUUCAAUCAGGCCGCUGGCAACUUGAUGUGGCUGAUGCUUACCUGGACCAAUUAUCAAGAAUGGUCCUCGCAUAUCCAGUGCAAUCUGGAGGGCAUGUUUCUUUGGGAUGCGAUCGAUCCCGGUGACAAACCGGAGAGGCGUCGAGAUCGAUUGGCCCUCGGGGCCAUGCUGCGCGGCGUGCCUCAGGAGAUGCACUCGAUGCUCCUGAACAAGAAGACUGUGAAGGAGGCAUGGGAGGCGAUCAAGACGAUGCGUCUUGGUGCAGAUCGCGUUAAAGAAGUUAAUGCUCAGAAGCUCCUGGCUGAGUUUGAGGCUAUCUCAUUCAAGCCCGGGGAGACGAUUGACGAUUUCGCCAUAAGGAUCACCAAGUUGGCAACCGAUCUGAAGGGUCUUGGAGACACCAGCGUUGAUGAUUCACGAGUUGUGAAGAAGUUCCUUCGUGUUAUACCGUCGCGAUACAAUCAAGUGGCGAUGGCAAUCGAGAUGUUCAGCGACCUCAAGACGCUCACCAUCGAGGAACUCAUCAGCCGACUACGGGCGGCUGAAGACAGAUUUGAGUCCUCGAUGGAGCAAGUCGUGGACAAGAUGCCCAAACUCAUGUUAACCGAGGAGGAGUGGGCAGCGAGGAGCAAGAGUCAUGCUGGGACAGAUUCCUUAUCUGGAUCGAGCAACAGGGGCAAAGGUCGUUUUGUCAAGAAGGAGAAGCCUAGGGGACGUGCCGGCGGCGAUGGGCGUGACUCCGGGAAUAGACUCACAUCGAUGGGAACACCACGGCGGAAGGGGCGUUGCCGCAAGUGCAACAUCUAUGGGCAUUUCGAAAAGGAGUGCAAGACGAAGAUGGAUGGGGAGGAGCGUCAGGAGGCUGCACAUCAUGCCGCUGGUGAGCAGGAAGGCGCACUCCUGGUGGCGCAGGUCUGCAACGUCGUGCGGAUGACCACGCCAAGGACGCAGCAUGUGUUCCUCAACCAGGAACGCGUGUUCCCAGCGGAACAUGAAGAAGACGCAUGGGUACUCGACACGGGCGCCACGAAUCACAUGACGGGGUGUCGUGAUGCGCUGGCAACUCUAGACAACUCGGUCUGA